Oldenlandia corymbosa var. corymbosa is the source of this 279-nucleotide messenger RNA. The record is from the annotation of a GenBank genome assembly. NCBI's taxonomy places the organism in Eukaryota, Viridiplantae, Streptophyta, Magnoliopsida, Gentianales, Rubiaceae.
AUGGAUGCAUAUUCAGACCAAGAGAGAUUUCUUGCCGGGGGUUUUGGGUUCAGUGAUCCGAAUCUCGACCAAUCCCCAACUCACCGUACUACAGAUACAUAUGCUGAUACCAUGAAGGAUCUCCACCAGCUACCUUGGCUUGAAAGGUCAAUUAGCAUUAACAACUUCUCUGGUUCUUUCCCAUCUGAGCUUGGGGAUUUAAAUGGGCUAGGUGCUCAUGGAAAUCCAGGGACAUUACAUAAAGGUUCUAAGAACGUUACAGUUAUAGAAUCUGUUUAG